Messenger RNA from Oxyura jamaicensis (ruddy duck), 3376 nucleotides. It is a transcript of the gene DNMT3A, whose product is annotated as DNA methyltransferase 3 alpha. The record is from RefSeq and is a predicted model, not a curated record. Lineage: Eukaryota; Metazoa; Chordata; Aves; Anseriformes; Anatidae. Gene Ontology annotation, biological process: negative regulation of DNA-templated transcription. The transcript has 22 exons. Gene Ontology annotation, cellular component: nucleus; cytoplasm. Gene Ontology annotation, molecular function: DNA (cytosine-5-)-methyltransferase activity. Bases 50 to 3082 code for a protein of 1010 amino acids.
GGGGGGUGGCUCGGAGCGGGGAGCUGCUUCUGGACACCGGCCUUGGGUCAUGGCACGUGCCCUGCGCAGGCUGGGCCCCGCUGGGCAGCCCCGCUCGGCCUGUGCCGGGUGCCACCGGCGGUGCCGCGGGCACCAAACGCAGCGCCCGUGCCGCAGGCAGCCCCUGGGCAGGAAUGCGGCCGGGGCCGGGCGAGUGCAGCUGGAUGUCGGAGCUGUCUGGCUGCCAGCUCCCAUCCCCUCCCCGGCCUCUCCCUCGCCGCCCCCCCGCCGGCCUCUCCGCCUUCCCCGCUCCCCCCUCCGCGGCCUCUUCCUGCCUUGGCCGCGGCCGAGAUCUUCUGGGGCUCAGGGGGAAGAGGAGCCCGAGGAGAACCAGAGCAAGGAGGAGAAGCAGGAUCCGGGGACGCCCAUGAGGAAAGCCGGGCGGCCCGGGCGGAAGCGCAAGCAUGCCCAGGUGGAAAGCAGUGACACCCCCAAAGACAUCGCGGCCGUCCCCAAGUGCCCCCCGCCCUGCCCGGAGGCCAGCCCCGCCGAGCCGCUGCCCAACGGGGACCUGGAGGCGGACGGAGCCCAGUGGAAGGGUGCCGAGGAGGGCGGCACGAGCCCCAAGGGCGGGCGCCCCGAGGAGGACGAGACGGAGAGCCUGCCGGACGGCGAGACGGGCCGGGCGCUGGAGAACGGCCGCUGCACCCCCAAGGAGGGCCUGGACGCCCCGGCCGAUGAGGGUGAGCUGGCCCCUUCCGACCCCCAGAAGAAACGCGGGAGGAGGAAACUCCUGGAGGCCGCAGAGAAAAGCAAGGAAGAGAAGGAGGAGAACAACUUCGACACCCUGAAAAUGGAGGGCUCCCGCGGGCGGCUGCGCGGCGGGCUGGGCUGGGAGUCGAGCCUGCGGCAGCGGCCCAUGCAGCGGCACACCUUCCAGGCCGGGGACCCCUACUACAUCAGCAAGAGGAAGCGGGACGAGUGGCUGGCCCGCUGGAAGAGGGAGGCGGAGAAGAAGGCGAAGGUGAUCGCCGUGAUGAACGUGGUGGAGGAGACGCCGCGGGCCGAGCCCCAGAAGGAGGAGGAGGCCAGCCCCCCCGCCUCGCAGCAGCCCACCGACCCCGCCUCGCCCAACGUGGCCACCACGCCUGAGCCUGUGGUGGCCGACGCCGUCGACAAGAACACGUCCAAGUCGGCCGACGACGAGCCCGAGUACGAGGACGGCCGGGGCUUCGGCAUCGGCGAGCUGGUGUGGGGCAAGCUGCGCGGCUUCUCCUGGUGGCCGGGGCGCAUCGUCUCCUGGUGGAUGACGGGACGGAGCCGGGCGGCCGAGGGCACCCGCUGGGUGAUGUGGUUUGGGGACGGCAAGUUCUCGGUGGUCUGCGUGGAGAAGCUCCUGCCCCUCAGCUCCUUCUCCAGCGCCUUCCACCAGGCCACCUACAACAAGCAGCCCAUGUACCGCAAAGCCAUCUACGAGGUGCUGCAGGUGGCGAGCAGCAGAGCGGGGAAAAUCUUCCCGGCGUGUCCCGAGAACGACGAGACGGACACCUCCAAGGUGGUGGAGAUCCAGAACAAGCAGAUGAUCGAGUGGGCGCUGGGAGGCUUCCAGCCGUCCGGCCCCAAGGGCCUGGAGCCCCCCGAGGAGGAGCGCAACCCCUACAAAGAAGUGUACACGGAGAUGUGGGUAGAGCCCGAAGCUGCCGCCUACGCACCGCCCCCGCCUGCCAAAAAGCCCCGGAAAAGCACAACGGAGAAGCCCAAGGUCAAGGAGAUCAUUGACGAGCGCACCCGAGAGCGACUCGUCUACGAGGUCCGGCAGAAAUGCAGGAACAUCGAAGAUAUCUGCAUCUCCUGCGGGAGCCUCAACGUCACCCUGGAGCACCCUCUGUUCAUCGGGGGGAUGUGCCAAAACUGCAAGAACUGCUUCUUGGAGUGCGCGUACCAGUACGACGACGACGGCUACCAGUCCUACUGCACCAUCUGCUGCGGCGGCCGCGAGGUGCUCAUGUGCGGCAACAACAACUGCUGCAGGUGCUUCUGCGUGGAGUGCGUGGACCUGCUGGUGGGCCCCGGGGCGGCGCAGGCGGCCAUCAAGGAGGACCCCUGGAACUGCUACAUGUGCGGCCACAAGGGCAUCUACGGGCUGCUGCGGCGGCGGGAGGACUGGCCCUCCCGCCUGCAGAUGUUCUUCGCCAACAACCACGACCAGGAGUUUGACCCACCAAAGGUUUACCCGCCCGUCCCAGCCGAGAAGAGGAAGCCCAUCCGCGUGCUCUCGCUCUUCGAUGGCAUCGCCACAGGCCUACUGGUGCUGAAGGACCUGGGCAUCCAGGUGGACCGCUACAUUGCCUCCGAGGUGUGCGAGGACUCCAUCACCGUGGGCAUGGUGAGGCACCAGGGCAAGAUCAUGUACGUCGGGGACGUCCGGAAUGUCCCCCUAAAACUUAUACAGGAGUGGGGCCCGUUCGACCUGGUGAUAGGGGGGAGCCCCUGCAACGACCUCUCCAUCGUCAACCCGGCCAGGAAGGGGCUGUACGAGGGCACCGGGCGCCUCUUCUUCGAGUUUUAUCGCCUCCUGCACGAAGCCCGGCCCAAGGAGGGCGACGACCGGCCCUUCUUCUGGCUCUUCGAGAACGUGGUGGCCAUGGGGGUGAGCGACAAAAGGGACAUCUCGCGCUUCCUCGAGUCCAACCCCGUCAUGAUCGAUGCCAAAGAAGUGUCUGCGGCACACAGGGCGCGGUACUUCUGGGGUAACCUUCCCGGUAUGAACAGGCCGCUGGCGUCCACAGUCAACGAUAAGCUGGAACUCCAGGAGUGCCUGGAGCACGGCAGGAUAGCGAAGUUCAGCAAGGUGCGAACUAUCACCACUCGCUCCAACUCCAUCAAGCAGGGCAAAGACCAGCAUUUCCCCGUCUUCAUGAACGAGAAGGAGGACAUCCUGUGGUGCACGGAGAUGGAGAGGGUCUUUGGCUUCCCGGUGCAUUACACGGACGUGUCCAACAUGAGCCGCCUGGCCCGGCAGAGACUGCUCGGCAGAUCGUGGAGCGUGCCGGUGAUCCGCCACCUCUUUGCUCCCCUGAAGGAAUACUUUGCCUGCGUUUAAGAGAGACGGACAGGAACUGGUAACACAGAGCGCGUCAGAAACAAAACCAUCCACGCCAAGAGAAGUGAAAACACGGGAUGAGAGAAGAGUCAGCACCCAGAAGAGAGACGGGAUUCUGCAGCCCGACGGGAACCCGGCACACGUCUCCCCGAGCGAAAGGGUUCGGUGUCCUCUCCUGAAUUUCCAAUGUUCAGCUUUUAGCCUAUUUAAAAAAAAAAAAAAAAACAACAACAACAAAAAAAAAACACAACAAAAAACGACAAAAAAGAAAGGAAAAAAAAAAAAGAAAACAAA